Molecule: messenger RNA, 2262 nt
Organism: Vigna radiata var. radiata (mung bean)
Lineage: Eukaryota; Viridiplantae; Streptophyta; Magnoliopsida; Fabales; Fabaceae
Product: aluminum-activated malate transporter 9
Exons: 7
Coding region: 138-1985 (615 amino acids)
Biological process (GO): malate transport
Cellular component (GO): plant-type vacuole membrane
Source: RefSeq, a predicted model, not a curated record
CAUAGUGGCUCUUCAUAACCACAAACAAACACGACUUAACUUCUAUAGCAUUCCUACACCGCCACGCUUCGGAAACACUAUUCCACCUUUCUAGCAACUCCAAACUCGCGUCUGCGUUUGCUCCGAUUUUGGUGGCGAUGAUGAGUUCGGCGGCGAGGGUGCCCAAGUUGGGCUCCUUCCGUCACAGCUUCGCCGAGAAGAAAGAGAGGCUGCUCUCCAUGAAGGGUGGAGGUUACUCCCAAAUUGGGAUCGCUCUGCCGGAGUCCGACGAGGAGGACAACUCGCCGCGGAGGCGAUGCUGCUCAUACCGCGCUGUCUCCGACGGGAUAAUCGGCGCGUGGAAGAGCACGAAGCGCGUGACGGCGCGAGCGUGGGAGAUGGGGAUGUCUGAUCCCAGGAAGAUCAUAUUCUCCGCAAAAAUGGGACUCGCUCUCAUUCUCCUUUCUCUUCUGAUUUUCCUCAAAAAGCCCUUUGAGGACGUUAGUCGAUACUCCGUUUGGGCUAUUCUCACUGUAGUUGUGGUCUUCGAAUUCAGCAUAGGGGCAACUCUUAGUAAAGGACUUAACAGAGGAUUGGGGACUUUGUUAGCUGGAGGUCUAGCUUUGGGAAUGGGAAUCUUAUCACAGUUGGCUGGAAAAUGGGAAGAGCUCAUCAUAACUGUUAGCAUCUUCACUGUAGGAUUUUGUGCCACAUAUGCAAAACAAUAUCCAACAAUGAAGGCUUAUGAAUAUGGUUUCCGUGUGUUCUUGAUCACCUAUUGCUACAUUAUUGUGUCAGGGUAUCGAACAGGAGAGUUUGUUCAAACAGCUAUAAAUAGAUUUUUGCUCAUUGCACUUGGUGCUGCUGUCGCACUCGGGAUAAAUGUAUGCAUAUAUCCAAUAUGGGCCGGUGAGGAUCUGCAUAAUCUUGUGGCAAAAAAUUUCAUGGGCGUUGCUGCAUCAUUGGAAGGUUGUCAUAGUUUGUGGAAUUGCGUUGUUAAUAACUAUCUUAAUUGUGUUGAAUACGAGAGAGUGCCUUCUAAAAUUCUUACAUACCAAGCUGCAGAGGAUGUGGUUUACAAAGGCUACAGAUCAGCUGUUGAAUCUACAAGCACAGAGGAUUCAUUAAUGGGUUUUGCUGUAUGGGAGCCACCUCAUGGUAGAUAUAAAAUGCUUAGAUAUCCAUGGCAAAAUUAUGUGAAAGUAAGUGGGGCUCUAAGGCAUUGUGCAUUUAUGGUCAUGGCUAUGCAUGGAUGUAUACUUUCUGAAAUACAGGUUGAAUAUGGUCACUGCAUUAACUCAAGCUUUUAUGAGGCCAAAGCACCACCAGAGAAGAGACAAGUCUUUAAAAGGGAGCUUCAGAAGGUAGGUUCUGAAGGGGCAAAAAUUCUAAGGGAUCUCGGAAACAAAGUAAAAAAAAUGGAGAAACUAGGCGAGGAAGACAUUCUUUACGAAGUACACGAGGCAGCAGAAGAAUUGCAGCAGAAAAUUGACAAAAAAUCCUUCCUCCUUGUGAAUUCAGAGAGCUGGGAAAUCGGAAACCGGCCAAGAGGGGAGGGUGAUCCUCAAGAUCUCUUGAACGUGGAUGAAGAAAGACACUUUUUGGAGUACAAGUCUCUAAGUGAAGCUGUGCUUGAUCUCAGAGCUGUCAAAGUUCCAAAAGGUUGGGGAGAACAAGCAGCUCCUGAGAAGAAACCUGCAGUGCCUGUAGGUGUUGGUGAUGAAAACAUGUUCAGGAAACAGAUAUCUUGGCCUGCUCAUAUUUCCUUCACAGCAGAUGCAGUGACAAAAGAGGAAGAAUCUAAAACUUAUGAAAGUGCUAGUUCUUUGUCUCUAGCCACUUUUACAUCCCUUCUGAUCGAAUUUGUGGCAAGGCUCCAGAACCUUGUAGAUUCUUUCGAAGAGUUAGGCGAGAGAGCAAAAUUUAAGGACCCUCUUGAGCAAGCACCAACAACAACUGGAGGGUUUUGGAAUCGGUUGGGUAAUGUUUUGACGGUCAAGGAUUGAGAAUUUGAGAAAUGGCAGCAUUGAUUAAUCUGAAUUAAAUGCUGAAAUCCCAAAAUCAUGGUGUGUACCCUUUUUUUCCCUCGAGAUCAACUGAACUCAUCCUCAAAGCCAUCAUUCUUUAUUGACUUCGUAACCCCAGAACAACUCACCUAAAUCAACCGCUGAGUGCUAUUGCUAAGGUAAUAGGAUUUCCUCUAUGAUUUUUAUUUAUAUAAUUUUGUAUGAUAAAAACAAAAAAUAAUUCAUUAUGUGAUUUUAAUAUAUUUUUUUUUGUAUA